Molecule: messenger RNA, 2747 nt
Organism: Hemicordylus capensis (graceful crag lizard)
Lineage: Eukaryota; Metazoa; Chordata; Lepidosauria; Squamata; Cordylidae
Gene: RELA
Product: RELA proto-oncogene, NF-kB subunit
Exons: 11
Coding region: 313-2019 (568 amino acids)
Biological process (GO): regulation of transcription by RNA polymerase II; canonical NF-kappaB signal transduction; response to cytokine
Cellular component (GO): cytoplasm
Molecular function (GO): RNA polymerase II cis-regulatory region sequence-specific DNA binding; DNA-binding transcription factor activity, RNA polymerase II-specific
Source: RefSeq, a predicted model, not a curated record
CCCAGCAGGCGGGUCACGUGCCGAGCUGGGCGGGGUGCUUCCUCGGGCCUGCUGCUACACUGGAGCGCGCGAGCGAGCGAGCGAGCGUUCCAUCACGGGCGGCGCUGCUGCUGCCUCGACGUGCGGGCGCGGAGGACGCAGGCGAGGCGCGCCGCCCCCCGCGGGAGGUAGAGGGGGCAGCCUCCGCCCACUGCCCCGGGACGGAUCGCAGGCUCCCCGGCUGGCCCUUAGCGGGCGGCGCUGCCGCCUUCCUCCUCCGGGGUGCGCCCCCUGCCGCCGCCGCCGGUGCUUCCUCCCGCUCCCUCCGCGAGCAUGGGCGAGCCCCUGCCCUCGCUUCCGACCGCCUUCUCUUCCGCAGCCAUGGACGAUCUCCUGCCGUUGAUCUUUCCUCAAAACUGGGGCCUUCAAGAUUCGGCCACCAGCAACACGCCUUUCGUGGAGAUAAUUGAACAGCCUAAGCAGCGCGGCAUGCGAUUCCGUUACCAGUGCGAGGGACGCCUGGCUGGAUCCAUUCCUGGAGAGCGGAGCACAGACACCACCAAGACACACCCCACCAUCAAGAUCCAUAACUAUGUGGGUCCCGGCAAGGUCCGCAUCUCGUUGGUGACCAAGGAGGUCCCUCACCGGCCCCACCCUCAUGACCUCGUGGGGAAAGACUGCCGAGAGGGCUACUAUGAGGCCGAGCUGGCCCCAGAGCGCUCCAUCCACAGCUUCCAGAACCUGGGGAUCCAGUGUGUGCGGAAACGAGACCUCGACAAAGCCGUUUCGAAGCGGAUCGAAACAAGCAACAACCCGUUCAACGUGCCCAUGGAAGAGCUCAAAGCAGACUACGACCUGAAUGCGGUUCGGCUCUGCUUCCAGGUGUGGAUUCGGGAAACGGGCAGCGGGCACUUGGUCCAGCUGCCCCUGGUGAUUUCGCAGCCCAUCUAUGACAACCGCGCUCCCAACACCGCUGAGCUGAAGAUUUGCCGGGUGAACCGUAAUUCCGGGAGCUGUCUGGGCGGAGACGAGAUCUUCCUUCUCUGUGACAAAGUGCAAAAAGAGGACAUUGAAGUCCGCUUCUUCAAGGACUCCUGGGAGGCCAAGGGCUCCUUCUCCCAGGCGGACGUCCACCGCCAGGUGGCCAUCGUCUUCAAGACCCCGCCGUACCUGGACCAGACCCUCCGGGAGCCUGUGACGGUCCAGAUGCAGCUGCGUCGCCCGUCCGACAAGGAAGUCAGUGGGCCCAUGGAGUUCCGCUACCUGCCGGAUGAAGGUGACUUCCACCGCAUCGAAGAGAAACGCAAGCGGACGCUGGGCACCUUCAAGAGCUUCGUGCAGAAAACUCCGUUUGCAGUCGGGGCUCCAGAAUCGCGUCCCCCGCGCCGUAUUGCUGUCCCGAAGCUUGGCCCGAUCCGGCCCAUGAACAGCGGCGUCUCCGGGCUUCUGGGAGCCCCAGGGCAACUCCCGGCCCCCAAGCCUCAGCCCGUGCACCAGCCCUCUCCGGGCUUCUCUUUCCCUGGGCCCAGUCACGGCCCGCCGGCCGCCACCGCGGCGGCGGCGGGCCAACCCGGCUUCAGCACGGUGAACCUGGAAGACCUCUCCGGCCUGGGGGUGGCCCAGAGGGUCCCGCCCUCCGAGCCGGACGCGGAAUCCAGCAUCGCCGACGCCAUCCUCCACCUCCACUUUGAGGGCGCGGACGCCGGCGCCAUGGAGCUGGGGGGCAUCCUGGACGACGACGCCCCCUACACCAGCCUGGAGGGGAUCAACACGGCCGAGUUCCGCCAGCUCCUCACGGAAGGCCCCGGCGGCGCCUCGGCCCUCCCGGAGGGCCACAGCACUCUGCUCACGUACCCAGAAUCCAUCACUCGCCUGGUGAGCCAGCGGCGGGCCGAAGGCGAGCCCGGCGGCGGCGAGCCGGCCGGCGGUUCGGCCCACAGUUUCGUCAACGGCCUUUUGGGGCCCCUCUCGGGCGAGGACAGUUUUACGUCCAUGGUCGACCUGGACUUCAACUCCCUCCUGAACCAGCUGAACUCAUAAGGGGGGGGGCGGUUUUGGGACCACCAGCCCCUCUCCUGGGCUUCGAGGGCUUCCCCCACCCACCCACCCACCCACCCCCCAGCCGCCUACUGGAUUUGCUACUUGCUCUCUCUGCUUGGGGGGUGGUGUUGGUCUCUCGGAUCAGGGCCGUACAGCAAGGGGGGAGAGGCAGGCGGGCGGGCGGGUGGGCUUCUUGGGAGGGAGGGGGGUCUCGUCUUCUCCUGCCCCCCCCCCCACACACACACAACUUGGAUCUGGGCAGCCGAGAAGGGACGGAGCUUUCCGAAUUGGUGUGAACCGGUAAAACUCAAAUCAGUGCCUUCUAGUUUUUUAAUUUUUGUUAAACUUAUUUUGCAGGUUGGUGGGGGGUUUGACACCCCCCCCACACACACACCACCCCCAAAAAGAUACGGAGGGAGCAUGAGAUAGAGAAGUGUUCUGGCUAAACACACUCCACAUCGCCCAAUGGAUGCAGCUCGCAGCCCUAGAGCGUUGCUACAAAGGGGGUGGAAACCCGUCGGCCUUUUCUAGGAAGAUGCCACAGGCUGGUGGGGUCUCCCGGGCCUUGGGUGGGAGGCAGUGGGUUGGCCGAGACCAGAAGGUGCCUUAUCUGUGCGUUCCUCUCUCCCUCCUGAUCACUCUCCUGUGCCUUGUUUUAUACUCUUCGCUGCAAUGUUCGCGUUUCUGUGUGAAGAUAAAUUACCCAGUUAAAUGUUACUAUUACGCCC